AUGCUGUCUCUCAUAUUCAAAUAUUUUUACAACUCAUUUCUUGAUUCUAUCUUUUCUUCGAUCAUUUCUAUUCUUUUCUCUAUAUUUUUCUCUUUUAUUCCUUUUACUUUUUCUACCACAUUAUCUGUCUCUCCCACCAUCACCACAAUUACCAUCAUCAUCAUCAUCUCUCUUUCACCCACACUCUCAUUUUUAUUAUGUCUCUUUAUGAUUCUCUUUCUCGGCAGGUUUAUUUUCCAUAGAUUCUUUUUGUCACUCUCUUUUUCCGCCGUUUCUUUGCUUUUCUCUACUAAUCUUUUUAUUUUUCUCUCUUUUACUUCUCUUACUUUCUCUACCAGAUUAUUCUUUUUCCCUCACGUCUUCAUCACCACCACCACCACCAUCCUUGCUAUCAUUAUUUCUCUCUGUCACUUCCUUUUCUCUACUAAUCUCAAUUUCCCCCCCCACUUUUAUUUCUCUCAUUUUCUCUAUCACCAUCACUACCCUCUUCCUCCCCCUCUCUGCCAUUUUUUAUUCUCUUUUGCAUCUCUCUAUAUAACCCUUUCCCUGUCUCUAUUUGUUUUCUGUAGUUUCUUGUUUCUCUCUUUUCUUUUCCCUACAUAUCUCUUUAUUUUUCUCUCUCUUUUGAUUCUCUUACCUUCUCUGUCACAUUACUUUUUUCUCCUGUCAUCAUUACCUUCACUAUCGUCAUCCUCCUCUUCCUUUCACCCUCUCUGCCAUUUUUUAUUCUCUUUUACCUCAUUUUCUAUAACUCUUUCACUGUAUCUCUAUUUGUUUUCUAUAGUUUCUUGCUGUCACUCUCUUCUUCCAACAUUUCUGUUCUUUUUCUCUAUAUAUCUCCUGGCUGUGACAGUGUCUGUAUCCAUCACAGCUGCCAUGUCAAUAUGUAUUAUUCGAUGUAAGGAUCGGAGAAAUGCUUCUGACAAUGAUGAAGCGAAUCCACCUUGUAAAUGUGUCGUCGAACAUGGAAAAUUCACAUGUUCUUCACAGCAUUCCUCCUCUGACUGGGCCUCCGACAUCCCCGUCGGCCUCUCAGAAUCCUCAAGAAGUCUGUCAAGAAGAUCAAGGAGAGGACUCUACCCUAGGGGAGAGCUGAGUAAUGGACAGAAAACUGUAGAUGACGAUUAUCAGGUGAGUGCAGAUAUUGCUAAAUGUAAUUGUUUUCUUUCAUGUCUUCGGGCAUGCCAUGCUCAGAGAUUAUAUUAG
Acanthosepion pharaonis is the source of this 1206-nucleotide messenger RNA. The record is from the annotation of a GenBank genome assembly. Lineage: Eukaryota; Metazoa; Mollusca; Cephalopoda; Sepiida; Sepiidae.